GACCCUUUCAGAUCGCAUCUAGCCUUUACAAUUUCCUGUCGCGCAAUGGACAUCCGGUGCCUGCGAUUGACCAGCGCGGGACUUGUGGAGCCUGCAGGCCUUCGCUACGGCGCAGACCACUUGUCGCAAAGGAGCUUCAAUAGCAGGUUGCUGGAUUCGCUUCCUGCUUCCCUGUUCAUCCCCACCCCGGCCUGGCGGGACCUGCCUGUGACAUCUCUUCCGGGCUACGACAAGGUCUUCGUUGUGGACCCUGAGAUGGCGGAAGGAUGCGUCAUGCUGAUCCUGUUCUUGACAAAAGAUGGCCGGGAGAGGAUGGACUUCCAUGACAACCCUUUGGCCUACCAGCUCAUCUCAAGCAAGCAACGCCAGGAAAAGCACAUCAAGUUUGUGAGCGGCAACGUUGUGCUGCUGAGACAUCCAGGCUUCGCAGUCCGGCCAACGGUGCAAAGUCUGAGCUUGGACACCUUCAAGAAGCGGACAGCAGCGCUGCCGGACUUCAAGGUAUCCUUCCCUGGGCGGCCGCAGACCGCGCCCAUCUUCGUGCCACGGCCCCGGGGCGGCUUUGCCCUGCCAGGGCCCGACGGAGCCGCAGCCCCAGCUGCUGCAGCCCCAGCUGCUGCAGCCCCAGCUGCUGCAGCCCCAGCUGCCGCGGCCGCGCCGGCGGCAACGCCCAGGCUCAGCCCCACCCCGGUGCCGGCGGAGGACGAGUUCUGGGGCGCCGCCCAGGAAAGCUACGCCAGGGCGGCCAACAAGGCGGAGGAUUUCUCCGAUCUGACGGAUGACGCCAGCACGGCUGGCUCAUCCGCAGCGCGGUCGCCAGCAGACUGGGCGGUGGACGAAGUGGCCGCAUGGCUUGCUGCCUUGGACUUCGGCAGGUGUGUUAGGUAUGUUGACACCUUCCGCCGUAACGAAAUAGACGGGAGAGUGCUGGCUGAAUUGACAAAGGACGAGCUGAAGGACGAUUUGGGCAUCAAGGAGCUGGGCAUCCGGAAGGUCAUCUUCAACAAGAUUCAGGAACUCUUCCAGUGAUCCGAGGGAAUUUUCGAUUUGACUGUUGUGGUGUUGAUGUGUCCCGUUUGCCGUGUACAGCUGAUAUCCUCUGGUUUCUAAAUGCUGACAUGUUUGCGCAGGCAAGACUUUGUGCAAGCCCUGGC
Molecule: messenger RNA, 1154 nt
Organism: Effrenium voratum
Lineage: Eukaryota; Dinophyceae; Suessiales; Symbiodiniaceae
Source: the annotation of a GenBank genome assembly